Messenger RNA from Acipenser ruthenus (sterlet), 921 nucleotides. RefSeq names its product glutathione peroxidase 1-like. NCBI's taxonomy places the organism in Eukaryota, Metazoa, Chordata, Actinopteri, Acipenseriformes, Acipenseridae. The transcript is spliced from 2 exons. Gene Ontology annotation, molecular function: glutathione peroxidase activity. Gene Ontology annotation, cellular component: cytosol; mitochondrion. The record is from RefSeq and is a predicted model, not a curated record. Gene Ontology annotation, biological process: response to selenium ion; glutathione metabolic process; response to hydrogen peroxide.
GCGUAAUAAAUACCUGGGCGAGGCGAGAAGACGAUUACCGGUUGUCUCGUAUUAGUACAAAAGGGACUGUCAGUAAAUUAGAGCACCGUGAGUUUGAAAAUGGCUGGAGGGAUAAAGAAGUUCUACGAUUUCUCUGCUAAGAUCCUGAACACCGGAGAAACGCUGAAUUUCUCCAAGUUCAAAGGCAAAGUGGUGCUGAUCGAGAAUGUGGCGUCUCUCUGAGGCACAACCACCAGGGACUACACCCAGAUGAACGAGCUCCAGGAGCGCUACGGCGGCCAGGGACUUGUUGUGCUGGGGGUGCCCUGUAACCAGUUCGGAUACCAGGAGAAUUGCAAGGGUGAUGAGAUUCUAAUCUCUCUGAAGUAUGUCCGUCCGGGGAAUGGGUUUGUGCCUAAUUUCACCUUGCUUCAGAAAGUUGAUGUGAAUGGGAAGGAAGCAGACCCCAUGUUCACUUUCCUGAAGGAGAAACUGCCCCACCCCAGUGAUGACCCUAUGUCCCUGAUGACUGACCCCAAGUUUAUUGUGUGGAGCCCCGUCUGCAGGAAUGACAUAUCCUGGAAUUUCGAGAAGUUCCUCAUUGGCCCCGACGGGGAACCAUUCAAGCGCUACAGCAGAAAGUUCCUUACUAUUGAUAUCGAAGGUGACAUCAAGAACUUGCUGAAGCUGGUGAAAUAGAGCGUCCGUAUGUCCUGCCGUCACAGAGACACAAGCAGUGCUUUAAAAAACUGCCUGUGCUUUCUCGUGCUCGGUGCUGCUGUAUUUAGACAUUUACUGUAUGAAGGUACCCUUUAAAACAUAUUGGGAGAAGGGUGUCUGAUGUAAAUGUAAAUGUCUGAAAUUACAUUAGUGCUUGGCCCCUGUAAAGCAUGGUUCAGUCUGAAGUUUUGUAAUGUCAAAAAAUAAAGUGUUCUUACUUAA